Messenger RNA from Magallana angulata, 7591 nucleotides. RefSeq names its product potassium voltage-gated channel subfamily A member 1-like. Gene Ontology annotation, molecular function: delayed rectifier potassium channel activity; protein binding. NCBI's taxonomy places the organism in Eukaryota, Metazoa, Mollusca, Bivalvia, Ostreida, Ostreidae. The transcript has 3 exons. Bases 933 to 2282 code for a protein of 449 amino acids. Gene Ontology annotation, biological process: protein homooligomerization; potassium ion transmembrane transport. The record is from RefSeq and is a predicted model, not a curated record. Gene Ontology annotation, cellular component: membrane; voltage-gated potassium channel complex.
UAAGCUCACUGUUUAUUACUAAGGAGCGGGCGUUAACAAAAGCCGUCCAUUCGAUGGAAAAACUACAGGGUGUUUUUUUUUCUAACUAGUUUACUGUAUUAUUUUCGUGUAAAAAUACACCAGGUUUGGUUCUAUUUGUUCAGGGUUUAAUGCGGUUCAAUUAGCACUAAACUCCAUCAUUAUCUUUUUAAAUACAUUGUUCCUGCCUUUUAAAACGAAUGUCAACCGACCUGUACCUAAGUUAAUACGUUUCGAAAUUUCCGUUUACCUAUACAGAAAAUAUUUAACCAAAGGAUCUACAGUCCAAAACUUUUAUAUAUGUAUGCCGAAACUAGUUUUAGAGCCGGUUCGGUUCAACACUGAACGUACAUGGCUUAUCGGACGGCAGAUCGAUCGAAUAGACAGCGAUUCGCCUGCCUCUGUCAAACCGAGCCUGGGCUUCGCUCCGACAGGUUCUAGGAAUCACCGGAGCGGUAAAUGCUUCUUCAUUAUUUCAGUGAAUUCUAUUUAAUCACAAAAUUUCCGGAUGUUGAGUGAAUGGGAAAAUUAAAUACUUGCCGGAAGCAGAUAUUCAAAGGAUACACAUUACGCUGGUGGUGGCGUUAAGGUGUUGCUGUUCAAAAAACACACGACUGAGUGAUUCUUCCAAUGGCUGGGAUGUGCGAUUGUGAUUUUCGUUGAAUGGAUUUUUUAUUAUUACUAGUUUCCACACAAAAGGUAUUCAUGCAAACUUUACUAGCCGUGCUCUAAUGAUAAAGAGUUUUACCUUACCAAAAAUCAAUUAUAAAGUACGAGAAAAAAAGAAGAAAGCGCUAUGCAGCAUCUGUGUAUCUCAUGAUAUAGCAUGAUCCCAAAAAAGAAAAGACAUUUCCUUGACUAGAUUUCAGGUCGACUAGGAUUCUGCAUGGAAGAGAAGAGUUCAAGUUGUAAACAUGGCGGUGGUGUCUAUAAUGAACAAUCAGUCUCGGUACCGGAGACCCAUCAGUCGUCCGGACCGUCUAAACGAGAGUGACGGGGAACUGUGGUUGUUCCAGUCCCCCGAUUCCGGUAGGAAGUUCCGGGACAGCGACGGAUCCGACAAUGAAUUAGCCUUGGAAGACCUGGUAACGUGUUGUGUGGAUGGUUCCUCUCCUCACAGCUGUUCAUUGCAAACUUGUGAACGGGUGACCAUCAACGUUAGUGGGCAGUAUUACGAAACAUGGGCCUCCAUACUUAAUAAACACCCGACUACCUUACUAGGGAACCCUCGGAAGAGGAUACGAUUUUUCGAUAAGGAUAGGGGUGAAUAUUUCUUUGAUCGGCAUAGACCUACGUUUGAAUCUAUAUUUAAUUAUUAUCAAUAUGGCGGGAAGCUUCGACGCCCGGAGCCCGUGCCCGAUGAUAUAUUUCUCAGGGAGUUAGAUUUUUACCAAAUAGAGAAGGAGAAAAUCGAAUUGUACAAAAAGGAAGAAGGAUAUGUUUCUGAAAAAAUGGUAUUACCAGAAAACCCUUGCAAACGUAAGAUCUGGCUGCUUAUGGAGUAUCCGGAGACGUCAUUUGCAGCUUACGUCAUUGCAAUAGUUUCCGUUGUGAUAACCGUGCUUUCAAUUAUAUUGUUCUGUGUGGAAACGGUUCCCUGGUUGUCGAGCCACGACUGCGUGAACGGGAAACCGAAUUUUGCAGAUCCUUACUUCAUCCUGGAGACCCUAUGCACCGCCUGGUUCACCUACGAAGUAUUCAUUCGCCUUUUUUCGUGCCCGAGUAAAAUCAAAUAUUUCAAAGAUUUUCAGAAUCUGGUAGAUAUUACAGCCGUUAUUCCUUAUUAUGUAACGCUGUCGAAUUUGCUUUCUCCAGACGGCUGCGACGGGGGUUCAGCGGGAACGUCUCUAGCCUUUCUAAGGGUGAUCCGACUGGUUCGAAUCUUUAAGCUGACGAAACACUCCGCCGGCUUGCAAGUUCUAAUUCUAACGUUUAAAGCCAGUAUAGAGGGUCUUCUCCUGUUUUUGGUCGCCCUCUUUGUUUGCAUUCUCUUGUUCUCCAGUGCUAUCUAUUUCGCCGAACAAAGCCAACCAGAUUCGCAAAUUACGUCAAUUCCGGAUGCUUUUUGGUGGGCCGUGAUUACCAUGACAACCGUUGGUUACGGAGAUAAAUAUCCUGUGGGAAUUCUGGGGAAAAUCAUUGGAAGUAUUGCUGCCUUGACAGGGGUCUUAACUUUAGCGAUCCCUGUUCCAAUCAUCACAGAAAACUUCAACAAGUUUUAUGCCCACAAAACAGGCAGAGGACGUAUUCACACAGCAGUUUGAGACUUUGUACUAGCUCACAUCACUUUGCCUGUAGAACAAUUCUCACAGUCACAACGAACUUUCUGAAAUUGUCUUGAUUAUUUGAACAAUUGUUCGAGGAUAAAUCGUAGGUACAUGUACCGGUAUACGAUGCAAUGGAAAUGUUCCACAUUGAGAACAAUAUGUAGAGUGCGCCUUAUUGCAAAGUGUAUGAUUUGAUACCAUAGCAGUUGUGUUAUCAGGCAGGACUAUGCCUAGCAGAGCGCGAGUUUAACUCUUAUAAUGGGAGCAAGAUAGUACAGUCUGUAUUGUAUUGUCUUGUUGGAUUCAAUUACCUCCUAGUAAAGGAUUACCAAGCCUUAGCAAUCCUUAUUUGCCCGUCAAAGAUGGACGUGGAGGGUUUAUUUUUACCCGCCAUUGAUUUCUCGCAGAUGAUUCAAUGUUUCUGUUGAAAAUUGGCAAUUUCAGAAUAAAAUGUUAUUACAAUCUUAUAUGGCCCAGCUUAACUAUAUCACCUCCAGGAUGAGCACAAAAAGAUUAUUAUGAAACAUUAAUGGUUUAGAGCCCAAGAAGAAAAAAAAGAUGUCGUCGUAAAAACAUUACAGUAAUGGGGGUUUUAUUCAAACGUGCUCUGUUGGUAAGACGUCUGAUAACAAAACUACUAUUAGCAAUACAAUAUAUGAACCAACGGUGAAGGCAAAGGCACGAUUGAGAAACGUUAAUUGUAUUGUCUCUUGUUCAUUUUUUUCUCUUCCUCUUUCUCUCACUAUUUAAUUGUAAAAUCAUUUCAUUCAACACCCUUUUCGAUGUUUAUGUCCUUUUUCUCUUGGAAUCGAAAGCUCUAUUAUUACAAUGAAGUAUUUUAGCAUGAUGUAGUUGCAUUUUUUACCAUUUGAAUGUAAAAGUGUAUGUAAUUAUAAGUCGGAAAUGGCAUACGGGAUAAUGUAUGAACUAUGAACAACAAUCAAAAUCGCAUUUAUAUUACGUUGUUUGACCCAAUUAAUCGAAUUAAUCGAAUUCACGAGCAUUUUAUAAAAACAAGAAAUGGAUAACACCAAAUUUCUAUACUCAAUUUAAUCUUAAUUCUUUGUGUUGUUGAAAAGAUUAAUUAAAAGAUAUAUUAGUUGUUUGAAUACAAGAACAAUUCAAUUAUGCAUUUCAAUGCAAAACAUGGGGAUGUUUUCUAUCACUGAACUCCUACUAAUUGAUACAUGUAACAUCGUAAUAUUAAUCGAAUCCUGACUUUUACAAUUAUACAGAGUUUUUCGUUUAAUUUGGUUAAAUUUGCAACACACCAUGUGUUGUUGUACCAGUAUUUGCAACAGAUCCCGUAUGCCAUGAUGCAACGUUUUGAUGAUCACGUGAUUUUGUCUGUGAUAAUAAUAUAUAUACAUACAUUGUACAUGUAGAACCUACAUGAAGUAUAUCUUUGCUCAACUUAUUUUAAGCGAGGGCUCGAAUAGUUUCACGUAUCUAUAAAUACGCAUGUUUUAUUUGUAUUUCUUGAUGUUUUUUGAACAAAAACAUUUUCCCUGUAAUCUUAUAAGUUUUGGGCGACAUUGCGUGCAUUUUCCAUUUGCAAUUGAUUUCAUCUUUUGCAGUUUAUUGUUGAAGUGAUUCUCAUGUUUGCAUUUUUGUCCCCAAAGCACAUGUACUUUAGAAUCAUAAUGGUUUGUUUGAUAUAUGCACCGGUUGAUGUGCAGUUUUACAUUUAGAUCUAACACACCCGUACCAGAUGAACUCCUUCACUUAUUACCAGACGACAGUCGUUUUAUUCCAGUUCGAAACAACUAUCUUUUAGAGUGUAAAAACACCCUUUUGUAAGCAAAUAGAGAGGCUUAAUUACAAUCCAAAUAAAAUGAGGAAAGAGAGUAAAAAAAAGAAAGCGUCAAUAGUAUUGGGCCAUGUAGUGCGUUAAUUCAUUCAGUAAUCAAAUUCAGCUGUCAUAGUGAAUUUGUUUGAUCUAGGAAUAAUUUAAUCAUCUAUCGGUUAAAAACAUCACAGCAGAACCAUGCAGGCUCGUAGAAUUAAGCAUCAGGGAAAAUUCAAUUCUGAUACGAAAUAUCCCGUGCAUCUGAGUCCCGUGUUUAAACUGGGGGAAAAUCAAUAGUCUACUGUACAGAAAGACUGGUGAUGCCUCUUAUACAUUAUUCGGUUUCCGACUGUAAAAAAAAACCUCUCUUAUCAUUUUUUAUUCCAUAUUAUUAGUUUUUCUCAAGAAAGUGUAAUAAUAAAAGCAGGGAAAUGACGUCAUUUAUAAUUUGAGAUUCAUAGAACAAAAUUAAUUUGACUCUGAAUAUUAUAUUCUGUAAAUUUCAUAAUUUUAAUUGAAUAAGCCGAAUGGUCAACAAAUUCACCAUCAGAUCUUUAUCAAAAAUGUUGAUAUGGUGUUUAUAGCCAUAAGUAUUGUUUAUCAAAGAACAGUCCAUAAACUUUGAAUAUUUUCCUAAUAUCUCUAUACAUGUAAAGAGCUCUUUUAAAAGGAGGUUAAUUUUGUCUAAAAACGACCCAGACAAUCCAUUAACUGGUGUUAUAUAUCCACAAUAUUCUUUUAUAUGUAAAAUCAAUUGUUUCUUAGUUAUAUCUGAAAAUAUUACUUAACUGAUCCAGAGCAUCUAGUUUUGCCCGGUAAAACCAAUGCUUUAUAUAAACUUAAUAAAGCAAGGAAUACAUGUAUAAGAUUAUCAAUAACCUCUGAGGCAGAUAUAGAGAUAACCUAAAAAUGUUAGCAACAAUUCCCCCAUGAUGUCGUCUUCUUUGAAAAAUAUAACUUUGUCGUGUCUUUGACAAUUCUUGCAGCUAGACAAACACAAAAAAAACUCGCUAAAUCCAUUAGAGCAGUCUAGCUAUAUUUCUGAACAUAAUAUUCCUCCGCAAUUUUGGAACCAGAUCAAAAAUGUUACACUAUUCUGCUAUCUUUGAUACAUGGGGAGUUGCUACCUUAUGGGACCAUCUUUCUUACGUACUUCUCACCAUCAAAGUCAAUAGUACAUGUUACAGCGUUACAGUUUUUGUUUCAAGAAGGAAUUCGUUUAUUGGGCUCUGGAUAAUGUAAUUCUACAAAAUUUUCCCUGAUCCUUAUUCUAUUAAAAGCCAAGUCUUAUCCCUUUUGGUAAGCCGUAUGAGUGUAUAUUUUUGAUGAUCCGUUAUAUGAAGAUAACUUUAAAAAGGCUUUUGCACACAUUUGAGAGUGAAAGGGGGGGGGGGGGGGGCUUGAGGGAGAUGGGCUUGACAACUUCUGUUACCAAAAAAUAAACAUUUCCCCAGUGUCAUUUUCACUUUUUUUACAUUCUGUGCUAAUAAAGCUAAACCUAGAAAAGACCGUCAAUAUUAUUUUUAAUGAUGUCAAUAUCCCCCAUGCAGUUUUAAAACAGUAACUGUAGCCAUUGCAUGUAACAGGUGGUGUGAAGAAAAUAAAGAUGUAUUUGCGUACCUAUCGAUUAUUAAUUAAAGGAUAUACAACUGUCAAAAUAAAAAAGAGAAUACAUCAUAAUUUAUAUUUAAAAUUUAACUGGCCUGCAUUAUCUCUCAAUUAGUAUUAGUCCAACAAAAGUUCUGUUUACUGAAAAUUGUUUGAAUUAUUGAUGAAUUAAGCUUAAGCCUCCUAAUUGUGCCACUAUACAGUGCGAUUGUGUGACUAAGAACAAAAUCAAUUUUUAACAAGCAAUACUUUUAAGAUCUACAAAAAAGGGAUAUUUUAAUCAUAUACUUUAUCACAUAAACGAACACUAAAUUCCCUUCUACUGACGUAUUAGAGAAUACAAUAGGGAAAUGUUUCAAAUCAACGAAAGAAAGAGAUCAGAAAAGAAAGAAAAAAAAAACCGGAAAAAUGAAAUGAAAAUUUUUUUUUAGUUGAGAUUGUGAUCUCAUGACAUGUGAAAAUUAGAUGUGAGUAACUCAUUAUCCUUAAACAAUGAACCGGCUAUCUCUACACAUCGGAAUCUCUUCAAUAUUUGAUUACUUUAGUAAUCGCUCCACUGGAACGCUUGUAUGAACUAUACUGAAAUCAAUAGUCUAGGGUCUAUAAAUGUAUUGCUAGGGAUAGGUUACAGAAAUGUGAUUUUUCUUUUUCUCCUUCACUGAGCUUUUUACAUGUAUAUAUACUUUAAGCGUUUCUAUAAAAAAAUUUACGCUUCAGAUGAAGUACUUUUUUUCUUUAAAGUAUUUAUACUGAUUUUUGAAGGGUUUAUGAUGUAAAACAUACAAUGGCAUUUGUGUUCACUGCUUUUGCAUUUCUGUAUGGUCUGGCGAUGGAUUUAUGGAUUAAAAUCUAUAUUCAUCUAAAAUGUAUCUGCGUUAUCAGAGAUAUAAGUAUUGAACGACUUGUACAUGUAACUCAGCACAGUCUUAUAUAAGGUCAGAAUUACAUACAUGCAACAAGUCAAAUAAGUAGGCUAAUCUCUUUUUCUUUUCUAAUUUUUCUUAGAAUAAUUUUUCAAUUUACAAAAUAAAACCAACACGUUUAUCAAAGGUAAGGCAACAUGCUUUUUUGAAAAUCCUAGUUAUACAAACAUGUCAUUCCAAACUUCAAUAUUUUUUUUCUUUUAUACAAAUAAAAAUUGCAUUCUUACUUAAAAUUGACAAAACACACGAACUUCAAAACUCAAAACUGCUUUUUUAAGGUGAAUGUUAUGGAGCUGUAACAACUGAGUGAAUUCUUUACCAUCAUCUCCUUUUACCUUUUUGCAAUUUGUCAUUAAUCUUUGUUUAUCGUUUUAUUUUCAGACACAUUUGAAAACUGUGGUGUAAAAUAAACAAACGCAGUUUGCAUUAGAUUUUUAGAUUUUCCGAUAAAUGAGUAGAUAGGCUUUUACAAUAUUGUAUUUCAACUAUACUGAGUCCACCUAAACUUUAUAUCUUUGUAUCGUUCGAUUAAGCGUAUUGGAUGUAAAAUCUGUUGGACAUUUUUUACUAAAAAAAACACUGCAUGUUACAAGAAAAAAACAUUUUAAAAUACUGUAUUACAUAUACAACUGUAUCUUGUUUUUUCUUUUUUUUUCUUUUUACACUUGUUGAUCUUUUAAAUUAUUACACAAUGACUUUCAUUAAUUAUACAUGUAUAUAUAUAGACAUAUAUGUAUUCGCGUGUGCCCAUCACGGAUUGACUUUUUUUGUCUGGCAAACGAGACUGUGGAUAUUACAAAUGGUUUGCGGUGCAUUGAUUACAUGCAAUAAUUUGAUUUUUGUCCCCUGCGACUGCAGUGGAUCGGUUUUUGCUAAUCUAUUGUUACCUAUCAUGUUACUUAAUAUUAAUGGUUGUUAGAGAUUUCAUGCACUUUUCUAUGCAGUCUUCCCGAUAAUGGGAGGAAUUAAAUUAUCACGAAAGUGUC